Meloidogyne enterolobii is the source of this 1506-nucleotide messenger RNA. NCBI's taxonomy places the organism in Eukaryota, Metazoa, Nematoda, Chromadorea, Rhabditida, Meloidogynidae. The record is from the annotation of a GenBank genome assembly.
AAAAUGUUCUUCCUUUUCUUUGGUAUUUUAUUAGCACUUUUUCAACUUUUGCUUUUUUAUAAUUUUUAUUGGAAACGACGUCAUUUGCCUUCCGGCCCCACACCUUUGCCUAUUGUUGGAAAUUUGUUAGAGUUGGGCAAAAAACCUCCAGGUUAUGAUAUUUUUCUUAAAUGGAGAGAAGAAUAUGGACCUAUUUAUACAUAUUGGGUUGGAGAACAACCAAUGGUUGCAUUUACUGAAUAUUCUUUAAUUAAUGAAACUAUUGUAAAAGAUGGUGAUAAUUAUACAGAUAGAGACUUCUUUCAAGAUUUUUAUACUUUAGCACGUGGACAGGCUUGGCGUGAGCACAGAAAAUUCCUUAUGAAUGUUUUUAGAAAUCUUGGCGUUGGAAAAAAUUUGCUUGAACAAAAAGUUCUUUCUGAAUUCUCAUCUAUGUGUGAAAAUAUAGAUAAAGCUAUUGGAGAGUGCCCUACUGGAGAAGAUAUGGAAAUUAUUUCUCAUUUGGAUCUCUGUGUAGGCUCUAUCAUUAAUUCUUUGCUUUUUGGUUAUCAAUUUCAUGGAGAAAAGACAGAGGAAUUUGUUGAAUUGAAGAAAAUACUGAACGAAUAUAUGUAUACAAUCGGCCAACCAUCAACACAAUUUUUAAUGUCUUGGUGGCCCCAUUUAAUCAGACAUUUACCUUAUUUUAAAGAGAUAUUUCUUGAAGUACAACGCAAAAUAAUGAGAACUUAUGCUUUUUUCAAAAAACAAAUAGAAGAACAUGAAAAUGAUGGAGAAUAUUUGGGUGAUGAACGUUUAGAUUUUGUUAGUGCUUUUAUGCGUGAAGUUAAAUUGAAGGACGGAAAAGAGGAUUAUGACAUGGAAACACUUUAUGCCCAUUUACUAGAUUUCUGGAUUGCUGGACAAGAAACAACAACAGACACUUUAAAUUGGGGAAUAAUUCAUAUAAUUCAUAAUAUGAAUGUUCAAGAUAGAUUACAUAAAGAAUUGGAUUCAGUAAUUGGAAGUAAUAGACAAAUAACUUUGGCUGAUAAAACUGAUUUGCCGUAUUCAAAUGCUGUUGUUAAUGAAAUAAUGCGUAUAGCCAACGUUCUUCCACAAAAUUUGGCACGUCGUACAGUUCAAGAUAUAAAUGUUAGAGGCCAUUUAUUACGUAAAGGAACAUCUAUACAACCUUUAAUUUCGUGUGUUUUAUAUGAUGAAAAUAUUUUCCCAAAUUCUCGUCAAUUUCUUCCCGAACGUUUUCUCAGUGAAAAUGGAACACUUAAACGUUUUGAUGAAUUUAUUCCUUUUUCGAUUGGUAAAAGAUUUUGUGCUGGAGAGUCUUUGGCAAGAACUGAACUUUUUCUUAUCUUUGUUAAUCUUUUUAACCAAUAUGAGAUUAGCCCACCAAAAUAUUCAGAGAUGCCCUCCAAACAACAAAAUUUUGGAUUAAGUGUAGUACCAUUACCCUAUAAAUGCCAAAUUAGAAAAAGAUUUGAUUCUCAAAUACAUAGAAUGAUUUAA